GUUGUUGUGUUCAAGCUGCAAAAAGGGGAGACAACUUUUGGGUACCAUGGUCGUUUUGUGUUGUCUAUGGAUAAUUAAGUUAACAGUCGGAGCGUAAACUGUCCCAACUAUCCAUGGAGGAUUUUACGUGAGACACUCUGUCACUGCUCGCGUAAUGAAAUCAAACCACUGAAGUCAGUUGACGACUGCCUUGGCAAAUGUCACAUGGACUCAAUGGAGAGAAAACAUGAGAUUUGCAGCCCCUUCAUUCCCAGGCGUAAUGCUUUAAUGAAGACAAGUGCAGAAAUUGUAAGUGAAGCCAGACAGUCCCUGCGAGUCCCGUCCACCCAGAGACCAUUUACUCCAAGAGAUGGACACAGGCAGCUGUUUGGACAGAGCUCUGCUCGGGCAGUUGUGGACAACAGGCCUCCAUCAACAUUUAGUCUUCAUGCUCAAAACUUUGAUGCUCCUGACUCCAGGCCAGGUUCAGGGACUCGCCUCUCUCCUCUUGACCAUAAGCCAAAGUUGCCAGUCCCCUGCGAUGCUGAGGAUCCAUCCAGGGCCUUGCCCAAACCCCCCACUGACCCACUGGAAACAAAGAGGGGGUUGGCAGGCGUGCGGGCACGACUUCUCCGAGCUGGAUCUCUCACUACAUUACCUCCUGUAGAGGGAAAAACAGAUGUGAAACAGGGAUUGAAUGCAGGCCCAAGACAAAAGCAGCCUUCAGCUAAAAGACUCUCCAGUUCAGACCACAGUGGUCACCACAAACCCGGCCCACGCAGAGCGGCGAGUGAAAGCAGAAUAAAACAGCCUGUUGAUGACUCAGGAGCUAAACCCACAGCGUGCAGAGCAGGACAAAGAACAGAGCUGGGGACCGAAGAGAACACCACAAGCACAGAGGAGGAUGCAGGGGCAGUGGUGUGGAAUAAUGUGAUUGCUCCUCUUCUGCAACAACUAGAGAGUGUGGCUGCAGGCAGCUCUGCGGGUUCUUUGGACCGCCUGUGUGAUUUGUGUGACAGUCUCCACAGAACCUUGGCAGAAGCGGACUUGCUUGGCCGUCGCUGUAAGAGGAGGUCAGGGAUACUUCGAACACUGUUCCGCCUCAUCGACCUCAACUCUGCCCAGCUCAACCUGCAAAUUGCCAAACUAUGCCUCUCUCUGUGUGUCAGCGGAAAGAACCUGCUGAACAUCUGUAAGCUCGUCUUCCAGAUCAGCCGCAGUGAAAGUAACGACGUCCUCUUCCAGAACAGCUCCAUCAUAGACUCACUCCUGGGCAUUUUGAGCAGCGAGGACGUGUCUGACUGUGGAGAAGCACUGCUGUACUCUGUUGGGGCUCUGAAGUUUCUCUCAGGAAACAGUGCAAUCCUCAGACUCCUGCUGGACAAGAACUGUAUCGGCAUUGCCCAGAAACUGAUCCGGAGGCUUUGCAGAGCAGAAGACAGCAACAGCACUAUAGCAGGUCACAUCCUUGUACAGCUGACUGCGACCUUGAGGAACCUUGCAGAUCAUCCAGAUUCCCGUCCGCUCUUCGUCUCCUUCUCUAUACUCUCAGAGCUCUGUGAUGUGCUGCAUCUUCACCGAAAAGACCAGGACAUCUGCACCAACAUUUCCAGGAUAUACAGUAAACUCUCCUCUUACUCUGAGUGCCGCCUCGCUCUGGCCCAGACCCCCGACUGCUACCAACUAUUAUUAGACCUGCUGAGCAAACAUCACCAAAAACAGGACCUUGUCGUGCGGCUUCUCUUCACCCUCGGGAACCUCACAGCUAAAAGUGAUGAGGCUCGCCAGCAGCUCUUUCAGUGUACAGGCUGCAUGGACACAUUCCUGAAGUUGUACGACGGCUACCAGCGCAGAGAAAACACCCCGGAGAUGCUUCAGAGAGGUCCUCCUUCUCCCAGAAUGCCCUCUACACUGCAGGAGGAUGAGGACGUGCUGGUGAAGCUGGUCAGGGUGCUGGCCAACAUGUGCAUCCACUCAACUGUGGGUCCAGCUCUGGCAACCAAUACAACCUGCAUUCAGCUGCUGAUGGAGACACUGGAGCUGAGGAGUGUGCAGGAAAGCGAGGAGCUGUUGGUGAAUGUGGCUGCCACCAUCAACAACUUGUCUUUCUACCAGGAGGGAAACUCUGUGCUCACACACAAUCAACUCACCCUUUCAAAGUUGGUUUUGAAGUUGUUGCUCAGCUCAAGUAUGGACGCAGUGCUGGAGGCCACACGUGUUUAUGGAAACUUGUCACAGUCCAAGGAUGUACGGGACUAUAUUAUGCAAAACAAAGUGCACCAGUUUCUAGUGAUGCUGCUUGACUCGAAAAGCACUGAGAUGUGUUUUUCAGCCUGUGGGGUCCUCACCAACCUGGCUCUGGACCCCCCCAGCAGGGUCAAGCUCUCACUAGGGGGGGCUGCUGCCAAGCUUGUGGACUGUCUGAAAGACUUGGGGCCAGGUGAUUGGCAACUGGCAGGCCAGGUCUGUCAGGCGUUGUGGAACAUGAUGAGUGGAGGGUCGGAGAUGCUGUUUGACUCAGAGGAGAGAGACUCGCUGCUGGAGAUCCUCAUUACGUACUCAGAUGAUGAUGAGGCUCUGAGGUGGAUAAAGGAUGAAGACAUGAGGGACUACCACAAAGCAUGCUGGGAAUUGGAGUUUCUACCUGUAGCUUCAAAACUGAUAAAGACACUCAAGCCCCCAGACCCAACAGCAUGACAAAACUGGGACAUGAAGUUAAGAGUUGUAUGUCUUAUAUUUAACACUUACCUCUGAUGAGUUUGAAAUGCAACAGUAAAUGUUUGUGGUUUUAUUUUUCCAUGGAGGCAGAAAGAGGUGUGCUUGAGAUUUGCUAUGAAAAAAAGGCUAUAAAAAAAACCCUGUAAAAUGACUCAAUCUGCUAUUAGAGCUUUUCUGCCCAUAUGAUAAACCAUGUGUGCAAAAUGAUGGCUUAAUUCUCAGAAUUUAAGCAUAGCAUCGAUGCUAUAUUUCAUAAAGUAUAACACUACAUCUACUUGUAGGCCCUCACUUUGAAAGCAUGUGAUUAAAAGACGAGGCGUUAAAAGUAGAUUCAAUUUAAAUUAAAUAGAAAAAAAUAUGAGAAGCUGUGAAAAGGAACAGAUUUUAAUUUCAAGUCCAUAUACUGGAAUAUUCCCAUGCCUUUUUCAUUUAUUUUUGUUAUCCUUUGGUUACUCUUGACCUUUCAGUACCAGCAGCUAUAUCUUUCUAUUUAAUUUUUUAACUUGUACUUUUGUUUCUAUGCACUUUAUGAUGUUUCCUGUUGAGCUCACAGAAGCCUUAAUCUUUACAUGUACAGGGAUCAUUUCAUACAAGCCCUUUGCACAUUUAUAUUAUAAACUCAAUCUGUUUGUUCACACACUGUGCUGUAAAGAUUCUUUUAUGAGAAUGUACUUUCAUUGCCCGCACAAGGACAUCUUUUAUAGUCGGUGCAUUCUGUGUCAUUGGAACUUGAACACAAUGAAGCAGAACAAAGAGAACUUAUUUUUUGCUUCCCAAAGCCUUUAUUGGUACGUAGAUAUGGGGCCAGGCAGUGCUUACAAGUUACACCAAGUAGCCUAAAGUACAGCAUUUCAAAAUCACAUCUUUAUUACAUCAAAACAAGUCAGAAACGGCACUUAAUGUAAAAACCCUCAGUGUCAAUUCCCCCUAUUUUCACACAAUAGUGACCUUUAAACAACCACAAGACGAGCUGAUGUUUCAAACACCUCUAAACAAACUCAUUAGCCAGAGCUAAUGACACACAUUGUUCUCUACAUGAAUUCAUCAGGUUGAUAUGAAAGACAGUUGGCUGGCUGAUAUCGCAGUUUUUAACCAAUGUUUCCUAUUCAGUUUGUGGCAUGGGAAAGCCACUGAAACAUGAAGGCAGUUUGGUCAGUGGGGAUAACGCUGAGGUUGACAGAUGGCCUUGAUGGGAAAACACCCUGAAUAUCGGACUGAUAGGCUGCCUCACUGGGUAGAAGACAGAGCUAUCCCAGAGAGGUGUGACGUGUAGGCAAACAGAAUACAGAGGUAAGGUGUCCUACAAGGAAUUCCCCCUUAUCACGAUUUGAAUGUUGGUCAGCAUGAGCAAAGAGAAACUUUGACCUGGAGCGCAUCACAGAAACAGGGACAAAUAGCAGAACCCCUGUGAGUCAUAGUCAUCAUGCUUGUACAGUAAAAUCAUUCACAUUGAAGUCCCUGGACAUUUGAACUGUUCCCCUGAGCUCAGCUUUAUUAUCAAACAGCUGAGUGUACUUUGGAACAAGGUGAUGAAAUAGCACUUUUCACGAGUCAUAUUUUUGCAUAACAGUAGUCAUAUUUGCUAAUUACCAUGGAUUGUUUCAUUUCCUAUAACUGUGCAACUGAUCUGAUGGUGACGCCGAUUGUGCUAUGACUGCUUUAGAUCCUGAUAAUGUCAUCCUCUCCACAUCCAAAUACAAUCUCUACGAUGAUGCAGUAAAAUCAAGUUAAGGAGAAAACUACGAAUGAUACACAACAAUUUAACAUCAUAGUUUAUUUUUUUCAUCUUUUUUCAUAUAAAAAGUGUCAGUAACUGACAUCAGUCAGAAGCUUGAAAAAAAAACAA
Messenger RNA from Labrus mixtus (cuckoo wrasse), 4543 nucleotides. It is a transcript of the gene armc2, whose product is annotated as armadillo repeat containing 2. The transcript has 18 exons. Gene Ontology annotation, molecular function: protein binding. NCBI's taxonomy places the organism in Eukaryota, Metazoa, Chordata, Actinopteri, Labriformes, Labridae. Gene Ontology annotation, biological process: sperm axoneme assembly; cilium organization. Bases 205 to 2676 code for a protein of 823 amino acids. The record is from RefSeq and is a predicted model, not a curated record.